AUGGAAGAGGUGAAUAGGACCGCAAAGAUACAAUUCUUCUUUCGCCCCUUCUCAUCCGACCCAGAGGUCCAGAUGGUGAUCUUCGUGGCCUUCCUGGUGAUGUACCUCACCGCGCUCAGUGGAAACACCACCAUCGCUGCCGUUGUCCGGACCAACCCUUGCCUCCACGUUCCCAUGUACUUCUUCCUAGCCAACUUGGCGGUUCUGGAAAUCUUCUAUACAUCUUCCAUCGCGCCCCUGGCCUUGGCCAACCUUCUCUCAAUGGGAAAAUCUCCUGUUUCCCUUGCGGGUUGUGGAACCCAAAUGUUUUUCUUUGUCUUCUUGGGAGUGGCCGACUGCGUCCUUCUGGCAGUCAUGGCUUAUGACCGGCUAGUGGCCAUCUGCCAGCCGCUGAGAUACGCCCUGCUGAUGCGCUGGCGCCUGUGUGUGGAGCUGGUGGCAGGUAGCCUGGUGCUAGGCUUCCUGCUGUCGCUGCCUCUCACCAUUUCAAUCUUCCAACUCCCCUUCUGCCGCAGCAAUGAGAUCUACCACUUCUACUGUGACAUGCCUGCUGUCAUGCGCCUGGCCUGUGCAGACACGCAUGUGCACCAGACGGUGCUGUACAUCGUCAGCUUCAUCGUUCUGAGCAUCCCCCUUGUGCUGAUCUCCAUCUCCUAUGGCUUCAUCGUGGUGGCCGUGUCACAGAUCCGCUCAGCCGAGGGGCGCCGCCGCGCCGGCUCCACCUGCUCCUCUCACGCCCUCGUGGUCCUCAUGCAGUACGGCUGUACCAGCUUCAUCUACUUGUCCCCCAACUCCAGCUACUCCCCUGAGAUGGGCCGCAUUGUGUCUGUGGUCUACACUUUUAUCACCCCCAUCUUAAACCCCUUCAUCUACAGCGUGAGGAACAAGGAACUGAGAGACGCCCUGAAGAAGGCCCUGAGAAAGCUCUAG
Molecule: messenger RNA, 930 nt
Organism: Octodon degus (degu)
Lineage: Eukaryota; Metazoa; Chordata; Mammalia; Rodentia; Octodontidae
Product: olfactory receptor 10V1-like
Exons: 1
Coding region: 1-930 (309 amino acids)
Biological process (GO): G protein-coupled receptor signaling pathway
Cellular component (GO): membrane
Molecular function (GO): olfactory receptor activity; G protein-coupled receptor activity
Source: RefSeq, a predicted model, not a curated record